GUCUCCCCACGCUGCUGCUGGGGGGACUUUUUAACCUAGGCCUGUGCCUGUGUAUGGCCUUCAAUUUAAGCUGCUUACGCUUCGCCACUCUGCCAUGGGCCCCUGUACCGCGCCUCCUCAUGCUGCUGCCAGGUCCAGAGUGUGUCAUGGGUCCCUGUACGGCCUCCCAUUGCUGCUGUCUCCAUCGCCACACUCUGCCAUGUGCCACUUUCAGGUCUCCUCACACUGCUGGUGGGUUCCAUUUUGUCAUAGGGUGCUGUAUGGCCUCCCAUUGCUGCUGCCUCCACCGCCACACUGUGGCUCCACACUCUGGUUUUGGCCCCAUGACUGCCCAAAUGAGUGAAGUGUGCGGUGAUUCUAAGAUCGACGGCACUCAUCUGCAUGUCAUACUG
This is a messenger RNA of Staurois parvus, 392 nucleotides long. Lineage: Eukaryota; Metazoa; Chordata; Amphibia; Anura; Ranidae. The record is from the annotation of a GenBank genome assembly.